AUGGCUGCCGAAGGUGUUGAAAAACUUACAGAAGUCCCCGUCGAAUUCUUCAAAGACGGAUCAGCAUUUAUCAAGAAAUGUCAAAAGCCAGACCAAAAGGAAUAUUUCAAAAUUAUUAGAGCUGUUGGUAUUGGUUUCAUCAUGAUGGGUGUUGUUGGAUACGCUGUCAAAUUGGUCCAUAUUCCAAUUAGAUACUUGAUUGUAUAA
Messenger RNA from Lodderomyces margitis, 207 nucleotides. Its product is annotated as translocon subunit. Gene Ontology annotation, molecular function: transmembrane protein transporter activity. Gene Ontology annotation, cellular component: Ssh1 translocon complex; membrane. Gene Ontology annotation, biological process: post-translational protein targeting to membrane, translocation; protein targeting. NCBI's taxonomy places the organism in Eukaryota, Fungi, Ascomycota, Pichiomycetes, Serinales, Debaryomycetaceae. The record is from RefSeq and is a predicted model, not a curated record. Bases 1 to 207 code for a protein of 68 amino acids. The transcript has a single exon.